AUGGCACCUCAACCUGAUUCCCUGUUGGUCCCUGCCAUAGAAAAACCUCCCCUUACACGCUCUAGAUCUAGCACAACACCUUCCAGACCGCCUUACCCAACGCUGGACCUUUCCGCGACUCGGCCCGAUCCAGCUUCUCGUUCACAUUCCUUUCUCUCCCCCGUCAUUGCAAAGCCACGGACCUCUCAGACUCUGCCGGAUGCUACGUCAAGCUCACGACUACACAUACCCAUUACGGCAGCGCGGCAACAUCGAACCGAUCGUGAGCAUCGCGAUUCAUCUAGGCACCGUCACACAAAAAGCGAUGCUCAUGGGGGUGGCUUCAGAUCUCACCGAAGAGACAGGAGUGACGGUCUCCCUCAUCUCGCGGCUGGGAUAGCGGCUGAAAGGGAGAGGAGAGCCGAUCAGACGAAGCUAUCCAGCGACCCUUGGACUGCUCUGGGAAAUGACUUGAGGCGGAUUGCAUCCAACCGAAGCGGUCGAACUGGUACGGCCGGACCGGGCAUUGGGGAAGGCGGCAACCUUCGCAGAUCCACUUCAGAUCCGAAGAAGCGAACGCAGCGGAAACAGAAAUCGGAGAUUGAAAUAUUGCUCGAUCGAGCAGAAGCUAAGACGAUGGCCAAGCGGGCCGCCAUCUCACACAAACACGUGGACACGCUCCGAAGAACCAACGCCGAAGCAGAGGAGGAACUACAGCGCCAGCUAGCUGCCGUCAACAAAACUUCGGUGGACAUGACUAGAAGGCUUGACUACACGUACUACAACCUCUUGGAGAAAGUGGGCAACUUGGUUGCUCUAGUCCAAUCAUUCCAUUCUCUAUCCUCACAAAGCAAGGACAUGAUAGAUCAUUUCACGAAGGAAGCUUCAAUGCUAGAACGAGAUGUCAGGAUCAAGCUCGAAAGAUUCAAGACGAGCUUCGAGGAACGAGAAGACCGCGUUAGAACACUGGAAGAAAGAGGUGCCAGAGCCAAUACUAGAGCGCAGGAUCUAGGUGCCCGUCUUGAAAAGGCACGGCAGCGGGUAGAAGCUUGGGAGAAGAAGGAGGGAGUAGAACGAAGGAGGAGGAGUCGCCUGUGGAGGAGUAUCUGGACGGGCUUGAUCGUGGUGCUGGUCGUUUUGUUUUUUGGCCUGACUUGGCGGGAGUGGCGAUCAGAGGUCGAUAUUGUGAGGAUGGCGCUGAUGGAUGAGAAAGACAGGGUUGCGCUUUUGAAUCAAAGCCUAUUUCUCGAGAAAGAUGUGGUGGAACUGUCAGAAGUGCCGGAUGACGUGAAGGACAUUCUGAGCAGAGUUGCCGAGAGGAAAAGUCGUCCUGCCCAGACAAAAGCCACGUCUGAGCCUCCCAACCUCUUAGAGACAGAUGAAAGGUUGCGAGCCCUCGACGAGCUCUGA
Molecule: messenger RNA, 1389 nt
Organism: Endocarpon pusillum Z07020
Lineage: Eukaryota; Fungi; Ascomycota; Eurotiomycetes; Verrucariales; Verrucariaceae
Exons: 1
Coding region: 1-1389 (462 amino acids)
Source: RefSeq, a predicted model, not a curated record